AUGUCUGACGGUCAUCAAUCAGGCGAACACUCUGAAGUCUCGCGCCCGGAGCGAGUGGACUCCCUCGCAAAAUCCAAAGACCAACAGCACCUGGUGAUGAGCCUACCAAACAUCUCAAUCAGUAACCCGGAUGGCGAUAAGAUGAGUCAGUUGGCAGAAUCUGGAGAAUCUGCUCAGAGAGCUCGGUAUGAGGGUCUAAGGUAUUCAAUCGACAUGACUGGAGGAAGCUACAAAUAUGCAGGACUAGGGCUGACGAGGAAACUCCCUGGUAGUGUCGCACGCGCACGAGCUCAAGCAGAGCGUCGACUACAAGAGAGCAAGAUACAGCAGAACAAUACCACUCCGCCCACAAGCUUUACACCGAAGUAUACCGGAGACUCGCUGGCCACGAUGGAGAAGACUGUCCGAGAUCGCCACAACGGGCCUGCUACAUCCGCGCCUAACAACCAGUCUUUCACUUCCGCCUACUCCAGUAGUGACAAACAAACAGUCUCAAAUGUCAUGGCUUUCUCUAACGAUGAGAACGUGGUACCAAAAUCCGACAGCAAGUGGCGCUGUUGCAAGUGUCACCGCGGUCACGAGAUUCACAGCUUCGCACAAGGCCAACAUCCAGUCAGCGUCUUGAGCUGCGAAUGCACACAUCGAUCUUGUUCGAAGUGCAAGCUAGAAGGCCUGGUCAAGCAAUUCGUACCGAUGAGCGAGCCGGAGUUAAUCCCGUUGUCCGAAGAUGAUAGUAAAGCUAUACGGUUCGGUGUAUUCUGCGAAGGCUGUGGUUUAUCCUGGCGCGCAGAGAAAGCCCAGGACAAGGUCAAAAAGACGAAAAUGUACAAGUCGGCACUGCUACGUGUGGCUGCAAUUCCUAGGCGACUAGCGAUACGCGGUGGUGCACACCCUCUGGAGCGCCUCCGACCUAGUCGGUCGAUGAACAACCUUAACGAUCACGCAGAGAGGGAGCCUUCUGAUGUAUCGAUCGCCUCUUCCAGGUCCGUCACAAGUCUCCUCAGCUUCCGAUCUCUCUCUCGCGAGAUGAAGAAAGAAUAUGGAGAGCAGGCCGAAUCUGUUUUUGUCAAGUUCACCCGUAUCAAGUGUACCUGCGGCAUGAUUACUGAAGCUUCUUCUCUCUGUUUCCAGAUCGUGGAUCCGCCGAAAGACUUUCGCGAGGUUCAGUGUGCAAAGCAAGUGGUCGCGCGCAAUGUGGCUGGGUUUGGCAGUACACCGGAAGAUAGGGCGAGAGGACAUGGUACGCCGACCUUGACGUUGAAGGGAGGGCGCCACCCGAAUCCCCUCAGGAGCAACCCUGUGGAGUAA
Messenger RNA from Alternaria alternata, 1308 nucleotides. RefSeq lists its product as hypothetical. NCBI's taxonomy places the organism in Eukaryota, Fungi, Ascomycota, Dothideomycetes, Pleosporales, Pleosporaceae. Bases 1 to 1308 code for a protein of 435 amino acids. The record is from RefSeq and is a predicted model, not a curated record. The transcript has a single exon.